Molecule: messenger RNA, 3406 nt
Organism: Lates calcarifer (barramundi perch)
Lineage: Eukaryota; Metazoa; Chordata; Actinopteri; Centropomidae
Gene: ptpn1
Product: protein tyrosine phosphatase non-receptor type 1
Exons: 9
Coding region: 255-1562 (435 amino acids)
Biological process (GO): protein dephosphorylation
Molecular function (GO): protein tyrosine phosphatase activity
Source: RefSeq, a predicted model, not a curated record
CCCAAGGACGGCAGCAGCUCUUGGUGUGGGAGGAGCCAGCGGCGUGUUUCCGCUCAGAACAGGCCGACAGAGGUGAUCUACGCAGCCGUGCGGAGAAAUUACCGAAGAGUGGCGGAACAGUACCGAGGGGACACUGUUACUGAACACGAUUUGUCUAAUCACCGGGGAGCCGCGCGGUUUGUCCACAUCGGGGUGGGUGGAAAGAAGAAGAGGAAGAAGAGGAAGAAGAAGGAGUGGCAGCUGGACUGUCAGCAAUGGAAGCCGAGUUUCGGGAAAUCGAUGAAAACGGGAGCUGGAGCAGCGUUUACCAGGAGAUUCGUCAGCAGUCGUGUGAACUCCCCUGCAAGGUCGCCAAAUUACCCGAAAACAAGAAUCGGAAUCGUUACAGAGACGUUAGCCCAUUUGACCACAGCAGAAUAUGUCUGCAGCUGGGUACGAACAACUACAUCAACGCCAGCCUAAUAACAGUAGAGGAGGCACAGAGGAACUAUAUCCUCACUCAGGGACCCCUUCCAAAUACAUGUGGCCACUUCUGGGAGAUGGUGUGGGAGCAGAGGACCCGCGGUGUGGUGAUGCUGAACCGAGUCAUAGAGAAAGGAUCUGUUAAAUGUGCCCAAUACUGGCCACAGAGGGAGGAGAGAGAUGCCAUCUUUGAAGAUACCAACUUCAAACUCACCCUCAUCUCCGAAGACAUCAAAUCUUACUACACAGUCCGUCAGCUGGAGUUGGAAAAUCUGUCUACUCAAGAGACUCGUGAGAUUUUACAUUUUCACUACACCACCUGGCCUGACUUUGGGGUACCAGAAUCUCCCGCCUCGUUCCUUAACUUCCUGUUCAAGGUGCGAGAGUCCGGGUGUCUGAAUUCAGACCAGGGACCAGUGGUGGUUCACUGCAGCGCCGGCAUUGGUCGCUCUGGGACGUUUUGUCUCGUGGACACCUGCCUCUUAUUGAUGUCCAUCCGUAAGGACCCGUCUUCAGUGCGUAUUCGUGACGUGCUGCUGGAGAUGCGACGCUAUCGAAUGGGUUUGAUUCAAACAGCAGAUCAACUUCGCUUCUCUUACCUUGCUGUCAAUGAAGGUGCCAAGUACAUCAAGGGAGAUACGUCUCUGCAGGAGUCAUGGAAGGAGCUCUCGAACGAGGAAGACGAUCCUCCAGAGUUCACCCCUCCUCCUCCCCUCCCUCCUCCCAGAGAUCCUCACAAUGGCAAAGUUGAGCCAACGUUUUUCCCUGAAAAUGAUGAGAUUGUUCAACACUUGGAGAUCCGGAAUCUGGGGUCCUCACAAGAGCCGGAGCUGAGAAAGCGAACCGUUGCCAUCCCUCAGCCUCGUUCUGACGAUGACAAUCAGCUCGAUGGUCAUGUUGGAAUCCAAGACCUCACCUCCAAAGCUCCAACCAAACCCCAGCAGCAUGAGGCCGAGGAGCAGGAGUCAUCUGAGGCGGCGGAGCAGCCAAAUGAAAGCUCUCCUGUGCCGGGGACUUGGUCCCCUCUACUAGCCAACGUGUGCCUGUGCACAGCGCUGGCUCUCAGUGCUUACGUCUGUUAUCGAGCCUAUUUCCACUGAUGUCUGUCCCGUUCCUUCUCCCUUUCGUUCCUCGCUGUCUCUCCACUGAUUUUGCAAAGUGGACUACGCUGGCCAAUCAGCCUGCUUUGACUCCCGGGGGUUUACUCUGCGAGAGAGUGAGUGGAUUUAUUUGGACUUCAGCAGAUUCAGGUUCACUCGUUUCAUUUUACAAAUGCAGCGCGAGGGGGUUGGCUGCCGCUCCUCGUUACCCCACCCAAACAUUCUUUCAGUACGUCAUCUUGGAUGCUCAGGGCCUCAGUUUUUCAGGUGUCACAUCCCAAAUACGUGUGCCGACUUAAACACAGACUCAACAAUAUCACAGUACAUAUCGCGGUCAGUAGAGGGAAAAGGAUUGUUUUUAGCUUCCCCUGAACCAGGAUGAAUGGCCUAUCAGCCCAUUUUACAUGUGUCUCCUCACUUUCUUCACCAAAUGACACAUCGUAUGAGUUCUUCCAUUUCAUCCUUUUACUAAUGUGUCCGUUAGAAUUUCACAUUUUCUUUCUUUUGCUUACAUCUUUGACCAGCCUGUCUGAGAAUAUGCCAGUAGGGGAGACAGUUUUUUUUUUGUUGUUCUUUUGUUUUGGGUCAAUAUUAAACCCAACAGUAAGGUGAAGUAUGUGAAAGUAGGAGAGAAGCAAUCCUGUGCCCACUAGAUAAGAGAUGCAUGCUGUGGGGUGGGCACUGUGUUGUUAUCUGUCCUCACUCGUGGCGUGUGUGUGUGCGGCUGCAGGAGGCAUGCUGGUUGAGUCCAUAUAGUAUGUGUGUGGGGUUUUUUUUUUUUUUUGUGUGUGUGUGUGUGUGUGUGUGUGUGUGUGUGUGUGCGCAUACAUUUGUGCGAGUGAUCUGUUAUCUGAGCUUUCUACUGAUGCUUUACUCAGUGAGAAAUAUUAAUAUAACAUUUACAGUACGGUAAAUGUUAGAUAUGACUGAUUUCCUCCACGAUCCCCCUGCGUUUUCUUUCCCCUACGUGGUUCAACAGUGACACAGAAAAGUUUUUUUUUUUAAACUAAAAUGGUGCAGGAACAGGGUGACAUGUGACUCUGUCAGUUUGUGUGGCAGUCUCAAAUAAUAUUGACAUAUUGAGAUGUUUUUUUAAAGGUUGUAACACCCUGAUUUUGCUUGUUUGGGACUCACAGUGGAUUUUAAAAAAUGUGUGGAGAAUGUGUAACCUUAACCUGAAAGCAGCUGAUACGCAUUGUAAAUGUAAUUGAAUGUGUGUUUGGCCAGCUCAACGAAUGGAGACGCAAAGUAGCUAACACCCAACUCUUUUUCGCCAGCAAUACAAAUACUCAAUAAUGUGUCACCCUUUACUUAAACAAACUCUUUUGAGUUUCACAGGUAACCAAGGAUUUUGAACAAACCAAAAAAUCAAACACCAGCACAGGGAUGGAAACAAUACACUGUAGUAAUGAUCCGUUGUAUCAUGGUGUGGCCCGGAGCUGGCAAUGUUCUUUUGUAUGAUUAUGUUUUGUUUUUUAGCAUGCUGCAUUUGUGAAUCAACAGGUUUGUCCUAAGAAGAGAUUAGUUAAGCUGCUAGCAUUCAGUUUACCUUUGUGACUCGACAACAUUCAGUACUUGAGUCCGACAGCUGUACCUUCCUUUUAGAAUGUAUAAACGUCCUAUCCAAGGACACACCCUUAUUAGAUAAAUAUAUAUUUUUUUUCAAAUCAGGUUUCAGUGUGCUGAUUUUUUUUUUCUGCUUUAGCGAGGGAUUAAAUCUCAGCACCUGUGCAGCCAUUGCACCAGGUUUUCCUGUUUUCUAUACUUAUGCUGAGCUCAAAAACAUGUAUUUUUUUAUUUACAUUUGUUGUUUUCCUUUUUAAAUAAACAAAAAGUCUACUGUU